Molecule: messenger RNA, 1982 nt
Organism: Aspergillus saccharolyticus JOP 1030-1
Lineage: Eukaryota; Fungi; Ascomycota; Eurotiomycetes; Eurotiales; Aspergillaceae
Exons: 4
Coding region: 38-1630 (530 amino acids)
Source: RefSeq, a predicted model, not a curated record
CGAAGCCGUGGCUGACAAGGAAGCAGCUUGUUCUUAAAUGGUUGACUCAGUUUGUUUUGGUGGAUCUCCAAAUCGCCAUUUCUUCUCCUCUCAGCUACAUGCAAAGAUGGUAGCUCCAACCAUUCCAUCGUGGUUGCUACCUAACAUAUACUCGGCCUCUCGAUUUGACGAUUCCGCACCUCCCUCAUGGCAUGUGGUCUUCAUCUGUCCCAUGGAGGACGCGGAACGCGUGGCAGCCCUAACCAAGCUCUGCUCCGUGGAUGAAGACUGGGUAGAUCGACCCUCGACGAGAAUGCGACGUCUAGUAGAGAUCCCCUGGCUGAUGGAUCGUCUGCCGCAAGUAUCAGUCAUUUUUGACAUCAUCAACAAUGAUCCUUUGAUCUUCGUUGACGACCAAUCGCGCAAAGACGACACGGCUAUCAUCGCCUGGAAGGCAUCUAAGGACUCCGUCCCCGAGGCUGCGCGAGUGCCCUUCAAUCGGACCAACCUGCUUUUAAGUGUCGUCGCUGGUGGUGGAACAAUACCAUCAGAGUACCCUCGGAUUGUACCAGAGAUCAAGCCAGAACGGGCCAUCAAGGCCGCCCUCCCCCCUCAUUUAGCAGGGCUACGCCUCGACUCAUCCACUCCGACUCUGAUCUCCCUCAUUCACCUCCCUGCAGUUGUCCAGGAGAACCUCAAAGCCCUGAUGCCACAUGCAGUGACCAUCCGCAAUUGGCCCGAGCACACAGAGCCAUGUUCCCACGCCCAACUCUACCGCAUGUUCCAGGCGAUCAAGAUCUCCCACCCCGGGAUCGACGAGGCCUUUGCCCUCUUCAUCGACGAGGACUGCGAGGGCUACCACGUCGUCGCUGCCGAAGGCGCCAGCGCCUACCGGUCAGACCCCCGAGAUAAAAGACUCUCGCUGGCGGUCUGCCCCUUUGACAAGGUCCAAGACUUUUGGACAGCCGCCUUCCAUCCAACGAGCCAGAUCCCUGCCUUCUUGCCCGACGGGCCCUAUCGCUACAACCCCGCCAUGUAUUCGAUGCGCAACUGGGGCGGGGAGCCCAUCGUCGACCCGGACGAUAUCGCCGGCAGCAUUGACCACAACCUCAUCUUCAUCCUCGAAGCUAUGACCCCCUCCGAGCUUCGCAAGAUCCGCGCGGAGUUGUUCCCCGCUCCCGACCAGGAGUACAUGUGGGUCGACGUCUCCGAUCGUCUCCCUUCGCCGGAUAUGCAGGGCUUGCUGGCGUACUUUGAAUCCGAGGAGUUUGAGGAACACCCCCCGCCGCGCGAAUUUCUGGCGAUUGAUCGGAAGACGCUCGAGGUGGCGCUGGAGCCAGCCGACGAGCGCGAGGACUGGGAGGCGAUCAUCGUCGCUUCAAAUGAGGGCGGUGAUGUCUGGUUCGAUGACGAUAAGAAUCGUGCGUUCGGGCAUAUCUCGACUGGGUAUGGUUAUGGUCGGAUGAACCUUGAGGAGGCGGAGAUAGCUCAUACAAAUCUGAGUAUUCAGAAUAUGAGCUGGGAUGAGCUGUGCUCGGAUGGCGAGGUGGUGUAUUGGAGUGCGUACCGGACGUGGGCGGAGAGGAAUAUGGGCGAGGAGACGUUUGCGCGGUCGUUCGGUCCAGAGGGGGUGAGAGUUGCUCGGCAGUGAGGUUCGAGUGCGGGAGAAAUGAUUCGAUAGUCAGAGAUAAGUGAUUCUGAUACUUCUUUUACUCCGGAGAAUCACGGUAGUAUCUGCUAGCUCGGUCGGUUCGUGGAUAUGUCCACGGUAUUUUACUUUCAUUCUACUUAGGAGUAUCCCUAUGAAUAGCAUUCAAGUUGUUGGAUUGCACUUCGCGCGAGGCGUAUGAUCAUCAACCUGUUCUUAUGUUGAGGUCUGAAGGACCACCGCCUCCCACCGAACAAGGCAGUGAGUCAAGACCUUAUGAGUGAGAGAAUUGUCCGAUGCCUUACCUCAUCCUCCCAUCUCUCUUGAUGUCGCCCGAGAAAGUCUUCAGGCAAGA